CGGGAUGGCGGCGUCAAGUGGGGCUGGCGCUGGAGGUGGCGGCGGAGAGGCCGGUGGUAGGGGCGAGCCCGGCGGAGCGGAGGUCCGGGACGCUGGAGCCCGGCGCGUGGGCAAGACGGUCAUCCCGGAAGGCCAAGCCCAGUUUUCAUCCUUCCGUAAGCUGUCACCAUGACCCUGACAAAAGGUUCCUUCACCUACUCCAGCGGGGAGGAAUAUCGUGGCGAGUGGAAGGAGGGCCGCAGACAUGGUUUUGGUCAACUGAUGUUUGCAGAUGGUGGCACCUACCUGGGCCAUUUUGAGAACGGGCUCUUUAAUGGCUUCGGGGUACUGACCUUCUCAGAUGGCUCAAGGUAUGAGGGGGAGUUUGCCCAGGGCAAGUUCAACGGCGUGGGAGUCUUCAUUCGACAUGACAACAUGACCUUUGAGGGGGAAUUUAAAAAUGGCAGAGUGGAUGGUUUGGGCCUGCUGACUUUCCCUGAUGGUUCUCACGGAAUACCCCGAAAUGAAGGUCUGUUUGAGAACAACAAGCUUUUACGGCGCGAGAAGUGCUCCGCGGUGGUCCAGCGGGCCCAGAGCGCCUCCAAGUCCGCCAGGAGCCUCACCGCCUGACGGGGCACCGCACACCAGCUGACGAGUACCAGACGUGGGACAGGAUACCUUUAGUCAAGAAAGAAACCGACGUAAACAGUCAUCUUACAACUUGUACUUAUUACUUACUCCAGAGCAAAGGGCAGAUGCCUCUGGGCCACAUCAGGCCCUGUCAUGAACUGAAUCCUUAGGGAUGGCUUUGGCUGACACAGCUCCUUCCCAGUGUACCAGUGGGUCAGACCCACCUCAAUCCCUUGGGGUUCGGGUAGCACCAGGCCCAUCUUGGGAUGGCAGUGAACUAAAAGGGCAUUUGGUUCACUGUAACUCUUCCACCGUGAGCCUUGGUCAUCAGGCUGGGGGAUCAGAUCUUAAUUGAUGGGAUCCCUGCACAGUUCAUCACAGAGGCCUCCAGUUACCCUGUGACCCAAACAUGCCCCGCCCCACCCCUGGCCCUGCAUCCUCACACUGCUUAUGGUGGAACUUAGAGCCAUGUGCCUAUUUAUUCUCUGAAUUGUACUGUAGAGACCAGUGUUUAUGAGGAAUAAACAAGUCACCAGAACUGCCUA
Messenger RNA from Camelus dromedarius (Arabian camel), 1154 nucleotides. RefSeq names its product MORN repeat containing 4 (gene MORN4). Gene Ontology annotation, cellular component: cell projection. NCBI's taxonomy places the organism in Eukaryota, Metazoa, Chordata, Mammalia, Artiodactyla, Camelidae. Gene Ontology annotation, biological process: response to axon injury. The transcript has 6 exons. The coding region runs from base 169 to 609 and encodes 146 amino acids. The record is from RefSeq and is a predicted model, not a curated record.